AUGCUAGCUGAAGCUCUGCAAGAAAAUACGGGCAAAGCACGUUUGCAAACUGUAUAUGUACAGGUGGAUACACACGUCAAAAAGAUGAACCAGGAUGUGGAGGCAAUGGAGCAGAAGGGGAGAAUAAGGAUCACCCAGAUACAAGCAGAGAAGAAAAUGCUCGACCAGGAGGAGCUACUACUCGAGAGAUCUUUGGCGCAGCAGCGGGUUGACAUAUCCGUGGCAACCGGUCAAGCGCUCACCGAAUCCAUCGCCACGGCUUUCGCACCAGGUAUGCCGGGUGCUGCAGCAAUAUUCGAGAGCAUGGCCACGGAAGAUGAGCGUGCUACAGAUAAUGGGUGCCACGUCACUAUCAACGAUACAGAUAUUGAAAGCGACGAAGAUCAGCUGCGAGCGGAAUUGUAG
Molecule: messenger RNA, 405 nt
Organism: Alternaria ventricosa
Lineage: Eukaryota; Fungi; Ascomycota; Dothideomycetes; Pleosporales; Pleosporaceae
Exons: 1
Coding region: 1-405 (134 amino acids)
Source: RefSeq, a predicted model, not a curated record